Tripterygium wilfordii is the source of this 1327-nucleotide messenger RNA. RefSeq lists its product as uncharacterized. NCBI's taxonomy places the organism in Eukaryota, Viridiplantae, Streptophyta, Magnoliopsida, Celastrales, Celastraceae. The record is from RefSeq and is a predicted model, not a curated record. The transcript has 9 exons. Bases 136 to 1116 code for a protein of 326 amino acids.
AAGAGGACGCGAGUGAGAUGUGGACGGCGAUCCUUCAUCCUCGCUCUUUCAUUUAACGUCAACAUCAAACGCCUUCUUUAUUUAAACCCUUCUCUCAACGCUGUUCACAAGAAACCCCUCUCGCUCGAUUGCUCUAUGUGCGGUUUUGCUUUGUGUUUCGCUUAUAACGCAUUGUUCCUUGUGAUUGUCCUCCUUUUCUUUAACCACAUAUCGGUGAUUUUUGGAUCUGUCUCUCUGAUCAAAAUGGAGAAUGAUGGUCAAUGCUCACAAGCUGCAUCGCCUAUCUACGAUUGUCUUUUAUUUGAUGUUGAUGACACCCUCUAUCCUAUCAACUCUGGGCUGUCAGUUGAAAUCACCAAGAAUAUUGAAGAAUAUAUGGUUCAAAAGCUUGGAAUUGAGGAAAGUAAGGUACCCGAAUUGUGUUUUUCGCUGUACAAAAAUUAUGGGACUACGUUGGCUGGUCUUGCGGCAAUUGGCUACGAGAUUGAUUAUGAGGACUUUCACAGUUACGUUCAUGGGAGAUUGCCCUACCAUAAGAUGCUAAAGCCCAACCUUGUUCUUAAGAGUAUUUUGCAUAGCCUGCCUGUUCGUAAAGUUAUCUUUACAAAUGCUGAUAAGGCUCAUGCAAUCAGAGUGAUUAGCAGGCUUGGACUAGAAGAUUGCUUUGAAGGAAUUAUAUGCUUUGAGACUUUGAACCCCACCCACAACACCAGUUCUUCCGCUGAGCUGAAAGCCACAGGAUCGAGUACCAAAAUCCACACUGAAAUAUUUGACAUCAGUAGUUUUCGACCUGGAGCUGGCUCAGAACUUCCAAAAAGCCUAGUUAUCUGCAAACCAUUUAAGGAGGCAUUUGAAGAAGCUUUUAGGAUAGCCAACAUCAACCCUCAUAAAACAUUGUUCUUGGAUGAUAGUGUCCGGAACAUAGAGACCGGCAAAACAGUUGGUCUUGGCACUGUUUUGGUUGGUACGUCUUGCAGGACAAAAGGUGCGGACCAGGCAUUAGAGAGCAUUCACAACAUCAAGGAGGCAUUGCCAGAGCUCUGGGAAGCUAAUGAGAAGGCUGAAAGGGUUACGUAUCCAGGGAAGGUUCCAAUUGAAACAACUGUAAUAGCUUAAGUUUUAGGUUCUUUCCAAUGCACUAACAUAGGACAGGGAUGGGUAUCAUCUCUCUUUAUACUAUUAUUCUGUUUUAUCCCUGGAUUUCAAAUGUGAAUUAAUCCAAAUUAUUGGGCACGUUUGAAUCUCAAUGCAGAAAAUCCUCAGUGUUUGUACCAUUAUGUAUCGAUCCUUGGCAUGUAAGCUGUUCCUGACGUGGAGGACCGACAUU